AGAUCCACAUAUAUUCCGCAAGUGUGUGCUCAGAAACUCAUUGUUUCUUUCACUGUUAUUUACUUAUUUGUCAUUGAUAUUCAAGAAAACUUUUAUCUAGAUUCUAACAGAAAUGGUUUCUAGCAACAACAAAGAGGUCGUCUCGGAGCUCUCACCCAUCCUCAGGGUCUACAAAGACGGCACGGUGGAACGGUUCUUCAAUUCACCGCACGCUCCGCCAUCACCCCUAGGCAACACUACUGGCGUUCUGUCGAAAGAUAUCGCCAUAACACCCGAUAUCUCAGCUCGAUUAUACCUCCCUAAACUCGCAUCUUCAGCCAACGAAAAACUCCCGAUUUUAGUCUACUUUCACGGAGGAGGCUUUUGCAUCGAAUCGCCUUUUUCGAUACUCUGUCACCGAUACAUAAAUUCCAUAGUUUCGCAAUCAAAUGUUAUCGCGGUCUCGGUUGAUUACAGGUUAGCUCCAGAGCAUCCUUUGCCUAUAGCUUAUCAAGACAGCUGGGCUGCUCUGCAAUGGGUCGCAUCUCAUAAUACCACCACCAAGACCACCAAAAAGGAUCCUUGGUUGAUUCGUCACGGUGAUUUUAAUCGAGUUUAUUUAGGCGGCGAUAGCUCGGGUGCUAAUAUAGCUCAUAACAUGGCCAUGCAGGCCGGUAUCGAAACAUUGCAUGGUGACAUGAAGAUUUACGGUUUAGUUCUGUGUCAGCCUUAUUUCUGCGGUUCAAAAUUAUUUGGAAACGAGAGUUUGGUCGAAAAAAGAUUAUUACACGAGACAUGGAUGUUUGUGUAUCCUGAUGCGAAGGGAGGGAUUGAUAAUCCCAUGAUUAAUCCGUUUGCUUAUGGUUCUCCGAGGUUGUCUCAGAUUCAAUGUCACAGGUUGUUUGUCUGUGUGGCGUCGAAGGAUGAACUGAGGGAAAGAGGAGUUUACUAUUGUAAUGCAGUGAAAGAAAGUGGAUGGAAAGGGGAAGUGGACUUGUAUGAAGUGGAAGGUGAGGGCCAUGCCUUUCAUUUUUUUGACUUUGACGGCGAGAAAGCACAAGACAUGGUCAAACGUUUGGCGGCUUUUCUUUGUUAGUUUUGGUCAUUCUAUGUUUUGUGAUUUUGUGUUUAUCUUCUUUUGAAGGGAUUUUGUAAUUUUGUGUUUAUGUGAAUGCUUAGGGCUCAUUUGUUUACUUCUGAUUAAUGCUUAAUGAAUAAUCUGCUGACCGCAUCAGCCAUUCAGCUUA
This is a messenger RNA of Daucus carota subsp. sativus, 1226 nucleotides long. Its product is annotated as 2-hydroxyisoflavanone dehydratase-like. Gene Ontology annotation, molecular function: hydrolase activity. The record is from RefSeq and is a predicted model, not a curated record. The coding region runs from base 113 to 1075 and encodes 320 amino acids. NCBI's taxonomy places the organism in Eukaryota, Viridiplantae, Streptophyta, Magnoliopsida, Apiales, Apiaceae. The transcript has a single exon.